Cyprinus carpio (common carp) is the source of this 694-nucleotide messenger RNA. RefSeq names its product melanocortin-2 receptor accessory protein 2B-like. The record is from RefSeq and is a predicted model, not a curated record. Gene Ontology annotation, molecular function: type 5 melanocortin receptor binding; signaling receptor regulator activity; corticotropin hormone receptor binding. NCBI's taxonomy places the organism in Eukaryota, Metazoa, Chordata, Actinopteri, Cypriniformes, Cyprinidae. Gene Ontology annotation, cellular component: endoplasmic reticulum; plasma membrane. Gene Ontology annotation, biological process: protein localization to plasma membrane; regulation of adenylate cyclase-activating G protein-coupled receptor signaling pathway.
GAAUAACGUGGCGUAUGAACCAAAAGAGAGACACGAAGUGAGCAGUGAAGAUGCUCUGCUCCUCAACUUCAUUCUCAACGGAGUCUCUGUCUAAUGAUGUGUUUUGCGUGAUUUGCUCUCUUGUUAGGAUGCUUUUGAACUCGUGAAAAACUCUGAACGCUGAAACAUGAGUGAAUAUUCAAACCAGAGUCAGUCUGGCAGCGAUUAUGAAUGGCAUUAUGAGUAUUAUGAUGAGCAGGAAACCGUGUCCUUCGAGGGACUGAGAGCCAACAGAUACUCUAUUGUGAUUGGUUUCUGGGUCGGACUGGCCGUGUUUGUCAUCUUCAUGUUCUUUGUUUUGACGCUGCUGACCAAAACAGGAGCUCCGCAUCCAGAGAUCCCUGAUCCCAGUGAAAAGCAUCAUGGUCUAGCUGACUGUGUGCUGGAGCUCAGCGGCUCUCAGGCAUUUUCUCUCUCGCCACUGCCGGACCAAUCACGUUCCCUCUAUCACUUCUACAUCCACGAAGAGGCCGUCAAAGACGCCGUGAUUAGCCAAGGGAGGCAUUGUGGGCGGGGCCCCAGGCUCCGCCUCCAGGGGGCAGCAGAGGACGAGAGAGGAGAUGAAGACAAGCAUUUCCUGUCUGACUUCCACAUUCCGAACUUCGUGAGCUCAGAUCAGUGUAGGUUCUUCAGCAGGCCCGCUGGAUCAUGGUAA